GUUAGGUUUUACUUGUCAUUUUGUAUAUACAAAAUUACACGUGAUUAUUUAUAAUUUAUAAUUUACAUUCUGUUUACCUAUGAAAGUAAAAUAAUUGAAAAAAGAUGUUAUCUAAAAGUGCCUAGUAAAUAUAUUUAUAAAAAAAAACAGUGAUUAAAUAUAUACAAAAGACAAAAAAAAAAAAAAAAAAAAAAAAAAUGGCAUCGAUAAUAAGAAAUAAAGUAACGUUAGGUUUUCGAAAGUCAUUUUUAACUGAGAAAGGUGAUUUUUUACAAUGGUUUCCUGGUCAUAUGGGCAAAAGUUUACGGAAAAUGCAACAAAAAUUAAAAAAUAUUGAUUUAAUAAUAGAAGUAACCGAUGCAAGAGUACCUCUAUCUGGUCGUUGUCGUGAAUUAAAAUCAACUUUAAGUGGUAUAAAACCUCAUAUUUAUGUAUUAAAUAAAAUAGAUUUAACCGACAUGCAAUAUACAAAUAUGGCAAUUGAAAAAUUAAAAAAAGAAGGCAUGGAAAAUAUUGUUUUAACUAAUUUUAAAGAUCAAACAUGUAAAGGUAUGAAAUCUCUCCUUCCAUUAACAAUGAAACUUAUCAAUAAUUCAGAACGUUAUAAUCGUGAGAAUGAAAGUGAAUUUACAAUAAUGAUUGUUGGUAUUCCAAAUGUUGGAAAAUCAUCGCUAAUUAAUCGUUUACGUAAUAAUCAUCUUAAAAAGCGAAAUGCUGCGGCAGUUGGCGCAGUUGCCGGUAUAACACGUUCAAUUAUGACAAGAAUAAAAAUAACCGAUGAUGUUUAUCUUAUUGAUACGCCUGGAAUUUUAUCACCCGAAAUAAGAGACAUUGAAGGUGGAUUAAAAUUAUCAUUGGCUGGCUGUAUACUUGAUCAUUUAGUUGGUCCAGAAAAAAUGGCAGACUAUUUAUUAUAUUGGUUAAAUAAACAAGGACGAUUUGAAUAUGUGGAAAAAUUUAAUUUACUUGAACCAAAUGAUAAUAUAAUGGAAGUACUUGGCCAAAUAGCUAUUAAUUUAAAUAAAACGAUAAAAUUGAAAAAUUUUGAAAAUAAAAUCAUUGUCAAACCAAAUUAUUUGUAUGCUGCUGAACUAUUUAUUAAAGCAUUUCGAUAUGGUGAAUUAGGAUUGUAUUGUUUAGAUCAAGAUAUUGUUAAUCGUUAAAAAAAAAAAAAUGUUUUAUUUUUUACUGAUGAAAAAUAUUUGUAAAUAAAUGUAAAUAAAGUAAUUUACUCUAA
Leptopilina boulardi is the source of this 1237-nucleotide messenger RNA. RefSeq names its product mitochondrial GTPase 1. Gene Ontology annotation, molecular function: GTPase activity; GTP binding. The record is from RefSeq and is a predicted model, not a curated record. Bases 198 to 1163 code for a protein of 321 amino acids. The transcript is spliced from 2 exons. Gene Ontology annotation, cellular component: mitochondrion. NCBI's taxonomy places the organism in Eukaryota, Metazoa, Arthropoda, Insecta, Hymenoptera, Figitidae.